GAGUUCAGUUUUGUGUAAGAUUCAUAACUCAAAUCCUUGCAACUUUAAUCUCUAGAAGACAAAUUGAAGUAGGAAAGUAUUCAUGUCGAAGAAGAAUAGCUUAGCACGUAGAAAGAAGCAGCAUGAAUUCGAUCUUAGGAGAGAGAAAGAGGAAAAGGAAAAGAAGGCAAUGAAGUUGCAGGCAAAUAAGGCGAAAAUGAAGAUUGAUGGGAGUGAUAAGAAGAAGAAGAAGAAGGGCACGGGUGGUUUUCAAGUUGGGAAGAAAAAAUUGAAGACCAAAUUGUCGGCUUUGGGAGAGGCCAAAGCUGCUCAAGCAAUGGAAAUUGACAAGUGAUUGUGCUUUGAAGAUCUAAAAGUCAAGGAGAAAUUUACUCUAGAGGUAGUUUCUUUUUUUUCUUUUCUUUUCUACGGUAACAUUUGCUAUAUCAGGCUCCCUUGUUUCAAGAAUUCUUAAAUUUUGAGUGUUGGGGUUUGAUGGUUGGUUUUGCAUUUUACUGAGAAAGUAAAGAAGUUCCUUGAAAGCUAAUGAGAAUGAGAACUCAGUUGCGUAUGCAUGCUCUUUUAAAAAGUGAAGCAAGUAUUUCUCUCUGUAA
This is a messenger RNA of Amborella trichopoda, 593 nucleotides long. RefSeq lists its product as uncharacterized. Lineage: Eukaryota; Viridiplantae; Streptophyta; Magnoliopsida; Amborellales; Amborellaceae. The record is from RefSeq and is a predicted model, not a curated record.